GACGUGCGCAUGGAAGGAAGCGCUGUGGGCUGCAUUACAAUGAUCUGAUCUCUUUCUGUUCUGCAAGAAUGAUAUCGGACAACCACAAUCUAACGUUACAUUUGUGAAGAUAUCAAAGCAUUCGAAUAAAAUGUUUUAGCGUCAACUAAUAGACCAAAGAGCGGUUAUGAUGUGUAACAGUAGUCACGGCACCCAGCUAUACCUGGAGGUGGCGUCGUCAUGUCUGCCUAUCGUCUACUCUCCAGUAUACAACAUCACCUUCAUGGGCCUUGAGAAACUACACCCCUUCGACAGUGGGAAGUGGGGCAAAGUCAUCCACUUCCUAAAAGAGGAGAAGUUGAUCAGUGAUGGGAGCAUCGUUGAGGCACGGGAGGCUACAGAGGAAGACCUGCUGGUGGUUCACACCAAACGCUACCUCAACAGACUCAAGUGGUCCCUGAUUGUAGCGACCAUCACAGAGAUCCCUCCCCUCCUAUGCCUACCUAACUUCCUGGUUCAGAGACGGGUCCUGAGACCACUCAGAAUGCAGACCGGAGGCACCAUCAUGGCAGGGAAACUGGCUGUAGACCGAGGCUGGGCCAUCAAUGUAGGUGGAGGUUUCCAUCAUUGCUCCAGUGACAAAGGAGGAGGAUUCUGUGCCUAUGCCGACAUCACCUUAGCUAUCAAGUUUCUGUUUGAGAGGGUGGAGGGAAUCUCCAGAGCCACCAUCAUAGAUCUGGAUGCACACCAGGGGAACGGUCAUGAGCGUGACUUCCUGGAUGACAGACGUGUUUUCAUCAUGGACGUCUACAACCGACACAUCUACCCUGGAGACGGAUACGCAAAGAGAGCCAUAAAGCGUAAGGUGGAGCUGGACUGGGGGACGGAGGAUGAUGAGUACCUCCAGAAGGUAGAGCUCCACUCGGAGGGUGCUCUCAAUGAGGUCCGGCCUGACAUCAUAGUAUACAACGCCGGUACAGACAUCCUAGACGGAGACCCCCUGGGAGGGCUGGCUAUCUCACCACAGGGCAUCAUAAAGAGGGAUGAAAUAGUGUUCCGGGCAGCACGAAGGAGAGGGAUUCCCAUCCUGAUGGUGACAUCUGGUGGAUACCAGAAGAAGACUGCUCGCAUCAUCGCUGACUCCAUCAUCAACCUGCGACGCCAGGGCCUGAUUGGAGGGAAUGAGGAUGGGGAGGUGGCAGAAGAGUGUGUGGGCGGAGUCCCCCUCGUGAUGAGCAGCUCUGACUCCUCCCCUUCCUCUGUGUCGACAGGACCAGCCCCCAACACCAUUUGACUGUAACUGAACAUGAGUUGGAUCUUAGGGUCCAGAGCUUCUCCUGGAACCGUAGGACACGGGAGGAAAAAUGUUAUGCUCGGGAAUAGAGUGCCUUUUCAGACUUCCCCACGAUCUUACUGAUGCCCAAGGUGACUGUGGCAGGGGUCGGUAAUGGUACAAGGUUGGUCGGGUAGCCUAGUGGUUAAGAGUGUUUGGCGAGUAAUUUGAAUCCCUGAGCCAGCUAGGUGAAAAAUCUACCGAUGUGCCCUUGAGCAAAGCACUUAACACUAGUUGCUCCUGUAAGUCUAUGGUUAACAGUGUCUGCUAAAUUACUAAAAUGUAAAUGUCUGAGACAUUCUGUAGUGCUACAGGGUUGGUCUGAGACAUUCUGUAGUGGUACAGGGUUGGUCUGAGACAUUCUAUAGUGGUACAGGGUUGGUCUGAGACAUUCUGUAGUGGUUCGGGGUUGGUCUGAGACAUUCUGUAGUGCUACAGGGUUGGUCUGAGACAUUCUGUAGUGGUACAGGGUUGGUCUGAGACAUUCUGUAGUGGUACAGGGUUGGUCUGAGACAUUCUGUAGUGGUUCGGGGUUGGUCUGAGACAUUCUGUAGUGCUACAGGGUUGGUCUGAGACAUUCUGUAGUGCUACAGGGUUGGUCUGAGACAUUCUGUAGUGCUACGGGGUUGGUCUGAGACAUUCUGUAGUGCUACGGGGUUGGUCUGAGACAUUCUGUAGUGCUACGGGGUUGGUCUGAGACAUUCUGUAGUGCUACGGGGUUGGACUGAGACAUUCUGUAGUGCUACGGGGUUGGACUGAGACAUUCUGUAGUGCUACGGGGUUGGACUGAGACAUUCUGUAGUGCUACGGGGUUGGACUGAGACAUUCUGUAGUGCUACGGGGUUGGACUGAGACAUUCUGUAGUGCUACGGGGUUGGACUGAGACAUUCUGUAGUGCUACGGGGUUGGACUGAGACAUUCUGUAGUGCUACGGGGUUGGACUGAGACAUU
Messenger RNA from Oncorhynchus gorbuscha (pink salmon), 2263 nucleotides. It is a transcript of the gene hdac11, whose product is annotated as histone deacetylase 11. The transcript has 10 exons. The record is from RefSeq and is a predicted model, not a curated record. Gene Ontology annotation, molecular function: histone deacetylase activity. Bases 167 to 1273 code for a protein of 368 amino acids. NCBI's taxonomy places the organism in Eukaryota, Metazoa, Chordata, Actinopteri, Salmoniformes, Salmonidae.